AUGAAACUUGUAUGCUCGAUUUACAUUUUGAUUGUGGUUUUAGCGGAGAAUAAGAUAAUAUUGUUUUACAAGGACAAAUUUUUGGUUCGAUGUAUCGCCAAUAUAAAAGAAAACGAGCUCGUCUACCUGUCACAGAAAUUAAAUCCCUUAGAAUGUUUGCAACUUAUACAAGCUAUAUACGAAAUAACUCCAGUAAGAGCGGAACGUAACGUGAGAAAACACGAGAUUCAACGUGAAGACUUAAGUCGUAUGCCAAUUACGUCGAAGGAAUGUCUUCUUGACCUUGAACAAUGGGACAAUGUUUUUCCAACAAAUAUGAUACCUAAUGGACGGGCGGCAAUGGAAAUGACGCUAAGAUGGUUAGGACGACCCGAUCUGGCAAAGUAUGUGAGAGAAAAUCCCAGAUUGACUAAAUCCCUGAACACAGGGGAUUACGAUACAGCAGAUACGUUAGGAUUUCUAGGACACAGAUUGUCGCGAAGGCAUACUUCGGAAAUGGACAAAAAUUUACGCGAUCAUGCAAAGAGGAAGAAAAAGAAAAAGAAAAAGAGAAAGAAAAAGAAAAAACGCGUGCGUCAUGCACAUAAAGAAUGCGAUCGAAAUACACAAAAUAAAAGAGUUCAAAAGGGAAUGGUAGCAGCAGCACAUACUGCGCUGUACAUCUGGGACGAAAAUAAAAAGGAUAAGGAUACUUUCACUGAUUGCUUGGAAUGGAACGACGAAGACGUAUGUGCUUGUUCGGAUAUUGAGGAAGCUUGCACAGGAAAAUGUGAAAUAUAUGAUCGAAAUUAUCAAACACAUUACGUAGCGGAUCAUCGAAUUUGUACCGACGAUUCUAUCAAAAGUGUGAGUUGUGUGCAUGCACCGAAGAAGGAAGAAAAGAAAAGACAACGGUUCAGCUUCUUUCAGAGAAGCUGUCAAAAAAAGGAAAAGGAUCAGGAAAAUCGGGAUAGGAAGAAAAUUUUGGAGAACGUAGCCGAGAAAAAAUGUGAAAAAAUACCGCAAAUUGUUCAAAAGGAUCAAUGUAAAUGCUGUAGAUGUACCUUGAAUUCUAAAGACAGAAUAUUACGUGAGAAGAGAGAAAUACGCAAGUGGAAAGCAAGGAGAAAGAAGGAAGAAAAGAGAAGGAAGAAAGAAGAAUCAAAGAGAGCAAAACAACUCGCAAAUGUAUGUUUCAAAGAGACAUGUAAAUAAAUUACUAUUGCAUUUGUUAUUUGAGUGCUUUAAAUAUUACUUAAGAACAAAUAUUUAAAAUAGUCGAGGGGAAAAAAGAAAGAAAUAAGA
This is a messenger RNA of Bombus impatiens (common eastern bumble bee), 1284 nucleotides long. Its product is annotated as glutamic acid-rich protein-like. The transcript has 6 exons. The record is from RefSeq and is a predicted model, not a curated record. NCBI's taxonomy places the organism in Eukaryota, Metazoa, Arthropoda, Insecta, Hymenoptera, Apidae. Bases 1 to 1194 code for a protein of 397 amino acids.